GGUGAGGGCAGUGGGCUGGGGACCGCGGAGGGCUGAGGGCUAUCGCGGCGGCGGUGGCGGCUGCGGGAUGGAGUUGAGCUCCCGGCUCCGUUAAAGACUGGCAUCGGCUGCGGCGGCAGUCGAGGGAAGGAGGGAGCGGACCAUGAAGGGGGCUCUGGGCAGUCCGGUGGCCGCCGCCGCAGCCGCCACCUCCGUGAUGCAGGAGAGUUUCGGCUGCGCGGUUGCCAACCGAUUCCACCAGCUGCUGGACGACGAAUCGGACCCGUUCGACAUCCUGCGCGAGGCCGAGCGGCAGCGGCAGCGACAGCAGCAGCAGCAGCGCAAGAAGCGCGACGAAGCGGCGGGAGCUGCGGGAGGCGGCGGCGGCGGCGGCGGCGGGGGCGGCGGCGGCGUUGGCGGCGGGGGCGGCGGGGGCCGUAGACCCGCCUCGGCCGGGGCUGCGGGCCUUAGACUGAGCGGCAGCAGCGGCAGCAUCGGCAUCGGCGGCGGCGGCGGCGGUGGAGGCGGCGGUGGCGGCGGCAGUGGCGGCGGCAGCGGCCGGAGGGAGUCCCAGAAAGACCGCAAGAUCUUCUCCUCCCCCUUCUCCCAGCCAGACAGCUUUGGGGGAGGCCCGCAGCCGCCCGGUCAAAAGCGAGCUGCUAAAAGAGGGGAGCAGCAGGCAUGGAAUGAUAACCGGGGAGCAGAUGUAAAACUGGAUAAGACAGAACGAAGAACAUAUAGGGAAUAUCGACCCUAUGAAAUGGAGAGACAAGUGGAGUUUACAGUGGAAAAGUUUACAAUUGGAAAGCCAGUUGAAAGAUUUGAACGGGAAAGACCAAUUAGAGGCCGUGGAGGCAUAAGAGGUGGAAUGCGAAGCAGAGGGAGAAGCAGUGGAAUGAACAGAACUUUUGAUGGUUUUGACCAAAGGGGGAAGAGAGAAUUUGAAAGACACAGCGGUGGAAAUGAUAAAACUGAGUUGGAACAAACUGCUCCCAUGGAAGAGACUGCCGAAAUAGAAGAGCACCAAGGAGUAGCUGAAGGAGAAGCUUUGACUAAAGUUGCCGAAGUUGGGGAGCUAGUGGAAGAAUCUCAAGUUCAAGAAAUGACCUUAGAUGAAUGGAAAAACCUCCAAGAGCAAAAUCGACCAAAGCCUGAAUUCAACAUCCGGAAGCCUGAAUCCAGUGUUCCUUCCAAAGCAGUGGUGAUUCACAAGUCAAAAUAUAGAGAUGAUAUGAUAAAGGAUGACUAUGAGGAUGACACCCAUGUUUUCAGAAAAGCAGCCAAUGACAUCACAUCCCAGUUGGAGAUUAAUUUUGGUAAUCUGCCUCGUCCUGGGCGUGGAAGCAGAGGUAGUACACGAGGUCGAGGAAGAAUCAGGAGGGUGGAAGAAUCUGGAUCCAGACCAGAAGUUGUGACACAAAUCAUUGCUCCAAACCCAGAUGAUCCUGAAGACUUUCCUGCUUUGGCUUGAAAGAGCCCUCGUUUAACAGCACCAUGAAAUAGCUUUGGCACAGCUAUGG
Molecule: messenger RNA, 1499 nt
Organism: Dromiciops gliroides (monito del monte)
Lineage: Eukaryota; Metazoa; Chordata; Mammalia; Microbiotheria; Microbiotheriidae
Gene: HABP4
Product: hyaluronan binding protein 4
Exons: 7
Coding region: 143-1450 (435 amino acids)
Biological process (GO): positive regulation of RNA splicing; positive regulation of translational initiation
Cellular component (GO): nucleus; cytoplasm
Molecular function (GO): RNA binding
Source: RefSeq, a predicted model, not a curated record